This is a messenger RNA of Oncorhynchus nerka (sockeye salmon), 2131 nucleotides long. RefSeq names its product polyamine oxidase (gene paox). Lineage: Eukaryota; Metazoa; Chordata; Actinopteri; Salmoniformes; Salmonidae. Gene Ontology annotation, molecular function: polyamine oxidase activity. The transcript is spliced from 10 exons. The record is from RefSeq and is a predicted model, not a curated record. The coding region runs from base 121 to 1638 and encodes 505 amino acids.
CAUCGAAGAAGAAUAAGAAGAUAGAGGGAGAGACGGAGACCAGUUGUUAAACCCCAUCGAAGAAGAAUAAGAAGAUAGAAGGAGAGACGGAGACCAGUUGAUAGACAUCAGGAUACCGCUAUGGCUUUGCGGCACGGUUUGGACUCGCAGAUAGUAAUAGUUGGCUGUGGAAUAUCUGGUAUUGGAGCAGCUUUGAAGUUAACCAAACAUGGUUUCCGCAAUGUGAGGAUCCUGGAAGCGACGGGGCGGAGUGGAGGAAGGAUAAAGACAGGCAAAAUGGGUAAUAACAUCAUAGAGAUUGGUGCUAACUGGAUCCAUGGUCCGUCGGAGGCUAACCCAGUGUUCUGUCUGUCCAGACAGUACAGCCUGCUGGACCCAGAGAGCCUGACUCCAGAGAACCAGGACCUGGCUAUAGGAGGUCACCCACCAUGGGUACCAAACUGGUUCUCCAGCUCUGGUCAUAAGCUGACUCCAGAGCUGACGGGUCCUGCUGUAGAGCUGUUUGCUGAGGUGUUGGAGGAGGGAGGCGAGUUCAGCGGACAGGGAGGAGAACCGUAUAGCAGUGUUGGAGAGUUCAUAAGGACAGAGGUGCGUCAGCGUGCAGCAGAGCGGUGGCAAGGUGACAGUCUGUCCUGUCAGUCUGUCCGUCUGUCUUUGAUCAGUACUCUGUUGAAGGUGGAGUGUUGUGUGAAUGGAACACACACUCUGGACACGCUGGGCCUGGGAGCCUUUGGACUGUACAAGACCUUGCCUGGAUUGGACUGCACCUUCCCCCGAGGUUAUGAAGGGUUAAUCGACAACUUGAUGAAAGAGCUUCCUACUGGGAUAGUCUCCUACCAUCGACCAGUCAGCUGUGUCCACUGGCAGAGGGUGGUGAGGAAAGGAGGGAGAGAGUACCCUGUAGUGGUGGAGUGUGAAGAUGGAGAGAGAAUCCCAGCGGACCACGUCAUCCUCACUGUCCCUCUUGGUUAUCUGAAGAAGCAUCAUGGUACCCUCCUCUCCCCUCCUCUACCCCUCCACAAGCUGCACUCUGUUCAGAGGAUGGGCUUUGGAACCAACAACAAGAUCUUUGUGGAGUUUGACCAACCCUGGUGGGACGAUGACUGUGAGGUCAUAUACCUGGUCUGGGAAGACGAGUCAGACUUGGUGGACCAGGUAUCAGAUGUGGAGAGACUCUGGAUCAAGAAACUGUUUGGUUUCACUGUCCUCAAACCCACUGAGCGGUAUGGCCAUGUGUUGUGUGGCUGGAUCGCUGGUCAUGAGUCUGAGUUCAUGGAGACUCUGCCAGAACAGGACGUCACACACUCCGUAACACACCUGAUACGCAGGUUCACAGGGAACCCAACCAUCACCCCACGGCGUGUCCUGAGGUCUCAGUGGUUCCAUGACCCAUGGACCUGUGGCUCCUACACCUACACCGCUAUUGGAACCUCACUGCAGGAUAUACACAACCUGGCUGAACCACUACCACAACAAGGGGAACAGCCUCUCCAGGUGUUGUUUGCUGGAGAAGCCACCCAUCCUUCCUUCUUCUCCACUGUCCAUGGAGCGCUGCUUUCUGGCUGGAGGGAAGCUGGUAGACUCAUAUCUCACUACUCCGCCCCCAGCACAUUUCAGCCAACCAGAUCAAAGCUCUAAGGACAAGAACUCACCCGUUGUAAAAGUGUUAUAUACUGAACAAAAAUAUAAAUGCAACAUGCAACAAGAUUUUACUGAGUUACAGUUUGUAGAAGGAAGUCAGUCAAUUGAAAUAGAUCAAUUAGGCCCUAAUCUAUUCAUUUCACAUGACUGGGCAGGGGCACCGCCACCCACUGAGGAGCCAAGCAUUAGAAUGAGUGGCCCCCCCCCACACACACACACACACACAAAAGGGCUUUAUAACGGACAUAAAUAUUCCUCAGUUACCUUUUAUUGUCCCCAGCACAAGGUUCACCUGUCUGAUCAUCUUCCUGUUUAAUCAGCUUCUUUAUAUGCCACACCUGUCAGGUGGAUGAAUUAUCUUGGCAAAGGAGAAAUGCUCACUAACAGGGAUGUAAACAAAUUUGUGAACAAAAUUUGAGAGAAAUACGCUUUUUGUGUAUGGAAGAUUUCUGUGAAAUGUUUUUUUUUUUUUUUUUUUCGGCUCAAGAAA